Messenger RNA from Thalassophryne amazonica, 2350 nucleotides. It is a transcript of the gene aste1b, whose product is annotated as asteroid homolog 1b. The coding region runs from base 35 to 2311 and encodes 758 amino acids. NCBI's taxonomy places the organism in Eukaryota, Metazoa, Chordata, Actinopteri, Batrachoidiformes, Batrachoididae. The record is from RefSeq and is a predicted model, not a curated record. The transcript has 7 exons.
CAAGACGUAAACAGAGAAGUGUCCCUGAGAUACUAUGGGUGUCCAGGGACUAACCAGCUACGUGGAGGCCAACAGAGACUUCCUGCAGGAUGUGAGGUUCAGGGACAGUCGCUUGGUUAUUGACGGCUGCAGUCUGUAUUUCCACCUCUACUUUAACUGUGGUUUGGACCAGCAGCAUGGAGGAGAUUAUGAUGCUUUCUCCAGCCUUCUCUCUCAGUUUCUCGCUGCAUUGGCAUCCUGCAACAUCCAGCCAUAUGUGGUGCUAGAUGGAGGAAUGGAUCCCAGUGACAAAAAGUUUGCCACUCUGCGACAGCGUAUGCAGUCCAAGAUAAAGGAAGCAGAUGGUCUCUGUCAUGGUCGUCAUGGCUGUAUUCUCCCUAUCCUCACGCGAGAGGUCUUCAUUCAGGUCCUCAUCCAGAGAGCAGUACCUCUGGUCCAGUGCCCAGCUGAGGCUGAUUGGGAGAUUGCAUGCUUGGCUCACCAGUGGAACUGCCCAGUUGUGACCAACGACAGUGACUUUUAUAUAUUUGACCUACCAGGGGGUUACAUGCCACUUCGUUUUUUCCAGUGGACCAACCUUAAUGGAAAAGCCUCUCAACGCUACAUCUCGGCUCGGUGUUAUACCACUAACAGGCUGUGUUACUGGUUUGGGGGAAUGAAUCCGGAGUUGUUACCAUUAUGUGCUGUACUGACAGGGAAUGACUAUGGCACGCCAAAAGAUGUUGAAACACUCCUUACUAUAUUAGAUGUGAAUGAAUCAGGGGGAGGUGGUGUCAGGCGAAAAGGUAGAGGCUCUAUCUCUCGAAUUGAAGGCCUACUCAUGUGGCUGUCUUCUUUCUCGGAUACUAGGGAGGCCCUUGCUGAGGUUAGUAGACUAAUGGGGGAAGCACCCAGAUAUGGAAGAGGAAGAGGCAAGACAGGAGAGAAGGGAGGGCUGAGUUCACAGCUCUGGGCAGCCAUGCAAGAGUAUCACAUAGAACCUAAAAGCACUCUCGCUCGCUGGUUCUCUGGAGGUAAGGGAGUGCCAGGAUGUAGGACCUCAGGGUUCACCCAACUGCCAGAGUGCUUGUCACUGGCUGCAGCUAAGGGGCUACUGGCUCCCAUGGUUUUGGAUGCUCUGGUGAUGUGUAGGGUCCUGCUCAUACCUCAGGUGGAGAACAGCAAGCUAGCUAGCAGCCACUGUACUGCUAGAGCCCUACGGCAGGCUACAUAUGGGAUUUUACUCCAGCGAGACACAUCAGGCCAAGACAUCCUGAAUCAGGGGAGGAGCAGAAAUAUGCAUUUAGUGAAAGGACAGGGAGGCUUUGCACAAGUACAGGAGAUGAGGGUCCAAGAAAAUGUCACUCAGGUUAUGAGAGGAGGGCGGGGGCAGCGGGGAAGGGGAAGGGGUGGUGGUCAGGUUGGUGCAGCUAGAAGUUAUGAUCAAAUUUUGAACACGCAAGGUGAAAAUGUGUGUGGAGUUGGUGUAGCUGGAAUACAGGCACAGAGCUCUAAGAGUCACAUGUACGUAGAGGAGUAUGACCGCCUCGAUCUAAACCUAAAGAAGAACCAAGUGGAGGUACACCCACCCAGAGCACCCUUAUUCCUGGACACGCUCGGUCAGACUCCUCUGGCAGUGCGACUUGGUUUCAUGUUGGGAGUCUUGGGGGUGAAAGAGACGGCUUUGGCUUCUGUUCCUGUCCACCUUAGGCUGGCUGUGGCGGUGACAGGAUUCUGGCUGCGAGAGGCCAGUCCACCUCCCUCACAGCUUCAUCUCCAAGCUCUGCUGCUGGGCAUAGUCUACGGGGAGCUGUCUUUCAACCAAGCUUGUGCUUCCCAGUGCCAAUAUGCUGAGCACAAUGUGUGGAAGGCCCUGGAUCGUCAACGCUUUCGGCCAGGGGACAGGCGGAGCUUGGAUGUUGCAGUGGCUCACUGUUUUAGCCAAUGGCAGGCCUGUCUCUGGAGCGCACUGAGCCUCAAUCACUUGCUGCUGCUCCCCCUGCCUGAACCCCACCUCUCAUGGUUGUUCAGUGGUACAUUGGUCCAUGGCCUCCUCAGAAAUUUGAGAGGAGGAAGAGCUGCUGAAUCCCUGUUACCUCAAGGCUCCAUGUCUGGACAACUCUAUUCCAUCUUGCUGGAUGCAGUCAGGAGCUGCAGCUCCAAACCAAACCCUUCCUCUUCAGCAUCAGGGAGGAGGAAGAAAGGGGGACACAGAGGAAGGAGGGGAAGAGGGCGAGGUGGAAAAGCAGCAGGGGGAGGAGCAAGAGGUACAGAGGAGAUAAACAACAGGUUUUCGCUUCUUAUGAGCGAGGAGGAGUCAGAUUAUGACUGAUGAAGAGGCAAGAAAUAGAUUCCCACAAAACAUGCUCUG